UGUGAAAACGUUUUCCCUUACCAAUUAAGCAAAAUGACGGACGAGGGGAAUCUUCCAGUCCAUAAGCGUCUAUUCUAUGCAGUUGGCCAUUUCUUCAACGAUUUAUGUGCUUCUAUUUGGUUCACAUACUUGCUAGUGUAUUACAAGAGCGUCCUCGGUUACGAAGACAAAUAUGCAGGUAUUCUACUGCUCAUCGGUCAAAUUGCAGACGGCAUCUGCACGCCUCUCAUCGGACUGGAAUCAGACCGGACAGCAGGGUGUGGAUCGUAUGGGAAAAGGAAGACUUGGCAUUUAGUGGGAACUUUAUGUGCCAUUGUAUCCUUCCCGUUUCUGUAUAACCCGUGCAUUGGGUGUGAGGGACGACCACCAAACUGGGUGGCCAUCAUCUACUACAGUCCCUUCCUAAUUGUUUCCCAGUUUGGAUGGGCAGCCGUCCAGAUAUCCCACCUGUCCCUUAUUCCAGAGCUGGUCUCCUGCGAACAUGCUAAAGUGGAGCUCACUGCAUACAGAAAUGCCUUCACUGUGAUAGCUAACAUCACUGUGUAUGCUGUGGCAUGGCUGCUCUUCCACUUCCAAGCUCAGCAUGGGGAUCCCGAUGCCGGUCUGGGCCCUGUUGACAUCCCCAUUUUCAGGAACCUGAUUUUGAUCAGCGUGGGCGUGGGCUCCGUCUUCUCCCUGGUCUUCCACCUGGGCACACGUGAGAAGAGCCCAGAGCAGCGAACCCAGGAGGUCAGCGGCGCCAGUCGAGAGGAGGAUGGCCUCCUGGGUACCUCCUCCUACCAGUCUCUGGUGACCCCAGCCCCUGCUGAGAGCCCCACACCGCGUCUGCUGCUCAGGUGGAAGGACUGGUUUAAAGAGCCCUCCUUCUAUCAGAUUGCCAUGCUGUAUAUGUGCACCAGGCUGAUAGUGAACAUGUCCCAAGCCUACAUCGCCAUGUACCUGACCAACACCCUGAUGCUUCCCAAGAACUCCAUAGCUACUAUUCCACUGGUGAUGUACGUGAGCGGAUUUGUAACGUCUCUUAUUAUGAAGCCCAUCAGCAAGCGAAUCGGCAUCAGUAUGACCUACUUGGUGGGCCUUGUCCUGAUUGUAGCGUUUGGCCUGUGGAUCCUGCUGGACAAGAGCAUGGGCAGCCGCAUAUAUGGAGGAGCUGUUCUCCUGGGCUCUGGCUGCUCCGUUAUCCUCAUCAUGUCUCUGUCUCUGACCUCCAGGCUCAUUGGUGAACAAACGCAAAGUGGAGCCUUUGUGUUCGGGGCAAUGAGCCUAACUGACAAGGUCUCCAACGGCCUGGCCAUGAUGCUCAUUCAGUCCUUAUAUCCUUGUCCGCCUUCUACAGUCUGUCCUGCCUGUGUGUGGUUCUACCACUAUGUCAUGGUGAGUGUGUCUGGAGGCAUGGCUCUAGUGGCUGCCCUGUCGCUGGCUACCCUCUUCAUCUGGCCUGUCAAGAUUCGCCAGGGUCUUCCUGUUAUGAACGGAAAGGAGACGGCAUAUGGCACUCUGGACAGGUCUGCUGCGGACUGAGGGCCCUUUCUCACCCCGGCCCGCUGAUUAAGUAUCACUGACUUUGCCACUGUGCCCAUGCAGUGAUGUCGACUGGUUGUCCCAUGUGUACAUGGGAAGAGGAAAUUAGAUCCCUUUUUUAGCUUCUCCAUCUGGUUAAGCAGUGUGGCACACCGCUAACACGAGACAAGUUUGUGACGAAACUGUUUCUGUGUGGAGGAGCGAGGACAUCACUGACACAAUAUUUAAACACCAGUGGUCAUUAGUACAGUGCAUUUAAAUUUUUUUGACUGACCACUUGUCAGAGUAUUUUUUUACACGGUUUUGAUUACGUGAGCUUUUUAUUUGUGUUUUUGUAAUAUACAAUUGCUUUAGGUACCGAUUUAUAGAUUGACAUUGUCAAAUAAUUUCUGGACAUUCACAUUUGGACAUUCUGACAUUCAGAUUUGAAGUACAUUCAUUUUUAUGUCUUGAUUUACUUGCUUUCAGGUACUUCUUUUUUCAAAUCAUGUGAAACGAGAAGAUGUGUUGAUGUACGCACCGGUAUUUAAGUGUAUGUAUGUUAUCUUGCAAGAAUGCCUCAACAGUAACACGUUUCCAUGAUGGUACUGUAAGUGCUAUGGUACAUAUGGCACUUUUUUUGCACACUUUAUCUUGUCGGAGAAGACCCUUAUGUCACUGACCAGAGGGGUAAAAACCAAUAAAACAGCACACUCAUUGCAAAAAAGGUCAGUGUGCACAAGUUUUAUAGUUUUGUUCUUUUGGAAAGUGCUAUAGUAAAAGCACAUGUGUGUAAGCACUGGACGUCAGGACCUCUCUUGACCUCUUGUUAACAUGUCAUAGCACGACAGUAUCACAUGAUCCCGUGAGUCCCUGAAGAAAAGAUGUGUGGGAAUUUAUUUGGCAUACACAAGUUGCCUUGCAAAAUUACCCACACCCUCCCACUAAAACUUACCACUUCUCAUAUAGCUUCCUCGUUUCUUAUGAUCCAGAAAUGCAGGCAAGAUGCAGUCAAUUAUGCUUUCAUUUCAGAGAUCCUUGCAUGUUAUUGCCCAAACUCUACAGUCAGACAAACAUCAACAGGUGAGGAACCCUGGAAACAUAAACGUCAACAGCGUUAGCAGUAGGAUUUUUAUAGCAUAUAAUCAUACAUAACUGUGAUUUAAUAUGCUUUAGAGGAAAGACAGAAAAGAGAGAAGAAAAAUAUUACAGAAAGUAGGCUAUUAUAUGGGUUAUUAUACCUUUAGGACAUGGUAUUACGAAAGGCAGUGGGUAUGAAAUAGAAUGAAUGAGUGAUACUACACACAUUGAUUAAAUGAAUGACGAAGUACAGUUGGAAGAUAAAAGUUGAUUGGAGGAAGAUUAAGAGAAGAAUGAA
Messenger RNA from Engraulis encrasicolus (European anchovy), 2878 nucleotides. RefSeq names its product major facilitator superfamily domain containing 12b (gene mfsd12b). The record is from RefSeq and is a predicted model, not a curated record. Gene Ontology annotation, cellular component: plasma membrane. Gene Ontology annotation, molecular function: symporter activity. The transcript is spliced from 10 exons. The annotation marks the transcript as partial. Gene Ontology annotation, biological process: carbohydrate transport. NCBI's taxonomy places the organism in Eukaryota, Metazoa, Chordata, Actinopteri, Clupeiformes, Engraulidae.